Molecule: messenger RNA, 4026 nt
Organism: Manihot esculenta (cassava)
Lineage: Eukaryota; Viridiplantae; Streptophyta; Magnoliopsida; Malpighiales; Euphorbiaceae
Product: protein MEI2-like 4
Exons: 15
Coding region: 609-3479 (956 amino acids)
Molecular function (GO): RNA binding
Source: RefSeq, a predicted model, not a curated record
AGUUCUUUUUUCUUUUUAUUUAUUUAUUUAUUUUUUUGCAAUAACCCGUUCCCCGUUUAAGCGAGAGCCACAUUGAUUUCUCUCACCUGUCUCUGGCGAGAAAGUUCGCAAUCUCGCCGGAGAGUCUAUUUCUCGCCGGAAACUUCAUAGAUUCCGACGGGAAUUUGCACUGCUCCAAGGGGCCUGACGCGAGAGAAAGUUUAACGGAGAGACAAUAAUGAAUGUAUAAAAAGGAAAUGGAGAAAUGAGAAAGAGGUGGUGAUGAUUAACGUGCAAUGCAGGGAAAAGAGAAUCAAGUUAGGGUUUGGAGGAUCUUACACGGCACAGAUGCCAAGACUAUAGCUUCUGCAUUCAAUUUUCCUUGCCUUAUGGCGUAAUUUAUUCCAUCUCUCUCUCUGCGUCAACUCUGUUUAAAUUUCUCCCUCGCUCAUGUCCGCCUUGUCUCUCUUCGCUCUGAAUUGCAAUCCUUUUUCCAGUUUAUAAGAGUUUCCAUUGCUGGAGAGGAGAGAGAUUUUGGAUUCUGUUUAUAAAGGUGUGAAGUGUGCAUACACUACUAGGCCGGCCAGGACCUUUUUUUUGUGUUUUUAGAUUUUUAGGUAUCAAUCAUUAUGCCAUCUGAAACAAUGAGUUCACCGGGUUUGUCCUCAUCAUCAUUCUUCCCAGGGGAUUCAUCAUUUGCUACUGAGAGACAUACUAGGUUCUGGAAGUUGGAUGCCACGCCUGAUCUCUAUUCCACUGGGAAAUCACCACCUAUGUCACCCCUGGAAAAUCUUGGAGUUGUGGGAUGUCAGCCAGCAAAGUCACUUGAACUUCAUCAGUCUUUCCUAAUGCAGGAUCAGAAAAUGAAUAGUAGCUUAAUGAGGCAUGCAGUGGGAACCGGGACAACUCUGAGUCAGUCCUCAAACUUGCUGAGACCUGUAGUCCAUGAGACGAGAUCCAGUUUGAAUGUACAUCCAGCAUCUUGUUUUCUAGAAGGUAGCAAAUUUGGCAUGAUGGCAACCCAGUAUGAGAACAGUCUCUUUUCAAGCUCAUUAUCAGACUUGUUCAGCAGCAAGUUGAGGUUGUCCUCAAACAAUGUUCCAUAUGGCCAUUCUGUUGAUACUGUUGCCUCGCACUUCGAGGAAGAGGAACCUUUUGAAUCCCUUGAAGAAAUUGAGGCCCAAACCAUUCAUGACCUUCUUCCCAGUGAUGAUGACCUGUUUAGUGGAAUGACUAAUAAGCUCGAUAACCUUAACCAAUCCAGAGUCAAAGAUGAUAUGGAAGAGUUAGACUUUUUUAGCAGUGUUGGUGGAUUGGAUUUGGGAGAUGAGAAUCCUGCAGCAAAGCAUGAUAUUGAAUUUCCUGGAGGAUUUUCUAAUGGUCAGCCAGGGUUCAGCAAUGGUUCAAUUGUUGGAGAACACCCUUUUGGUGAACACCCUUCUCGAACUCUUUUUGUAAGAAAUAUAAAUAGCAAUGUUGAAGAUUCUGAGUUGAGAGCCUUGUUUGAGCAAUAUGGAGAUAUCCGCACUCUUUAUACAUCCUGCAAGCAUCGUGGUUUUGUUAUGAUCUCCUAUUAUGAUAUUAGAGCUGCAAGAAAUGCCAUGAAAGCACUCCAGGAUAGACAACUGAGGCGUCGGAAACUUGACAUUCAUUACUCAAUUCCAAAGGACAAUCCCUCAGAAAAAGAUAUUAAUCAAGGGACUCUGGCUGUUUUCAACCUUGAUUCUUCCAUUUCAAAUGAUGAACUUCAUCAGAUUUUUGGGGUGUAUGGAGAAAUUAAGGAGAUUCGUGAAACCCCACAGAGAAGUAAUCAUAAAUUUAUCGAAUUUUAUGAUGUUAGAGCUGCAGAAGCUGCUCUUCAUGCAUCGAACAAAAGUGGUAUUGCGGGGAAGCCGAUUAAGCUUGAGCCAAGUCACACUGGGGUUUCAAGACGUUUAUUGGAACAUGAUGAGUACGGCCUUCAUGCUCAGCAGAGUAGCCCUCCCAAUAAUUCAGCUGCUGGAAUCCCUGGAGCACUUCCGCAUGGAGCAAUUAUUUCCAAUGGCAUGGAUAAGGGAACUAUCUUGGGAUUAGCAUCUGCAACAAAAGUUUCAAGUGUUCCUAAUAGCUUGUCCUCUCUUGUGAGGGUUGAAUCAGCUGGCAAUCAAACUGGCCUUGCUGAGCAUGGUCACCAACGGGGUCAAUUACAAUUUGAUUUUCAAGGCACGCCACAUUUUAUUCCUCAUUCACUUCCAGAAUAUCAUGAUGGUUUAACUAGUGUUCUUCACUGCAAAUCUCCUGGCAGCAUGGCUAGUCCAAAACCCCAUGAAAGAAUAGAUAAUACGCAGGCACACAGAACUUUAGUAAAUGGGCACUCGAUUGAAUUAAAUGAUGGGGUUUUUGGAUCAACUGUUAAUGGAAGCCCUUCUCUUCCUGGACAUCACUAUGCAUGGGGUAAUUCCUAUCACCCACAGUCUCCAGGCAUGACAUGGCCAAACUCACCAUCGUUUGUCAAUGGAAUAUCGAUGGCUCAUCCUACAAUGCGGCACCAUGGACCUCCUAGAGCACCACCUCCUGUGCUUACUACUGUUUUACCUGUAAAUAACCACCAGGUGGGAUCUGCACCGACUGUUAAUUCUUCUCUCUGGGAGAGACGACGUGCUUAUGCAGGGGAAUCUCCUGAGACUUCUGGUUUUCAUCCAGGUUCCCUUGGGAGCUUGAGCAUUUCUAAUAAACUGCACUCUAUGGAGCUUUUAUCUCCUACCAUGUUCCCUCAUGCUGCUGGAAACUACAUGGACUUGCCAAUUCCCCCUAAAAGUGCAGGACACCAACCCCAUCAUCAGAGAUCCCCAAUUUUCCCUGGAAGGAGCCAAAUGAUUCCAAUACAUUCAUUUGACUCUUCAAGUCCAAAUGAAAGAAGUAGGAGCCGUAGAAAUGAAGGCAGUAUUAAUCAGGCUGACAAGAAACAGUAUGAACUUGAUAUAGAUCGGAUAAUGCAAGGGGAAGACAACCGAACAACACUUAUGAUAAAGAACAUUCCCAACAAGUACACUUCAAAAAUGCUUUUGGCUGCUAUUGAUGAACACCAUAAGGGAACUUAUGAUUUCAUUUAUCUGCCAAUUGAUUUCAAGAAUAAGUGCAAUGUGGGGUAUGCAUUUAUCAACAUGAUUGACCCAAGCCAAAUAAUUUCAUUCUAUCAGGUGUUUAAUGGAAAGAAAUGGGAGAAGUUUAAUAGUGAAAAAGUAGCAUCACUUGCAUAUGCUCGCAUACAAGGAAAACCUGCUCUCAUUGCCCAUUUCCAGAAUUCAAGUCUGAUGAAUGAGGAUAAACGAUGCAGACCCAUUUUAUUCAAUACUGAUGGCCCCAAUGCUGGUGAUCAGGUAUGGAUAUCACACAAUUACAGGUGCCCUUUCCAAUGGGAGUUAAUGGUCGAACUAGACCUGGGAAACCUAAAACCAUCACACAUGAGGAGAACCAGCAAGGAGGUCUGCCAAAUUCUGCAAACAGAGAGGAUUAUUUGAAUGGGGAUGCUUCAUCAGGUUCCGGGAAGGAGUCUGACUGAGGAAGCCACUCAUUUUUGAGGGCACUAACCUCUUAGGACUGGGUAAUUUAUGAUUGGUACCUCUAGAAAUCACUGAUUAAAUAUGUUGCAGCGGCUGAUCGAAAAGAGAUACAUAAUUUUUUCUGCUUUUGAGAAGCCUCUUAAAAUUUUCAAGGAAACAAUUCAGGGGCGAGAACAAAGAUUCUGCUUCAUUUGGCUUUUCUUUAAAUUUCUGGAAACAUUAGAGAAAGAGGCAUGAGGUGAAGCUUCCAAUUUUUUGGAUGUUCUUGAGAGUAACCAUAUAGGUGCAUGGGAGUUUCUGGCCAACAGGAGAUCUUUCACUGAGGUUCUGGAGGCUCCUCUAACAUUUUUUUUUUUUUCUAAAAAAAAUAUAUAUAUUUAUCCCAUAUGUAAUACAAGCCGGGAGCUCUUUAUUGAAAAUUUUUGAAAUGUAUCAUUACUCCUUUUUGGGAAAAUUUGCUGUCUAUCCUUAUUUUAAUUUGGAAAUAGUACAUAUUUUAUGCUUU